Messenger RNA from Phyllostomus discolor (pale spear-nosed bat), 1124 nucleotides. RefSeq lists its product as uncharacterized. The transcript is spliced from 4 exons. The coding region runs from base 1 to 642 and encodes 213 amino acids. NCBI's taxonomy places the organism in Eukaryota, Metazoa, Chordata, Mammalia, Chiroptera, Phyllostomidae. The record is from RefSeq and is a predicted model, not a curated record.
AUGGGGAAAAUCUUAGGAAGCAUGGAAAGGACUUGGGGCUACAGCAACAGCGAGGCCUCGGGGCACCUCUGGCCAAGCAACGCCGGACGCGCUGACGUCGCCGGGUGGCAAAACGUCCGCCCGGGCCCGAGGCGGGCGGAGGCAGCUGUGGUUACGUGCGGGACGGUGGCGCAGUGGCGGGGUGCUGGGACGCGGCGUGUGGAGCCGGCCGGUGGGGCACGCCCCGGGGCCCGGGUUCGGCGGCGGGACAGCACCUACCUUCCCGGCCUCGGGUCCGGCAGUGCGGGGCGCGGAGCCGCCAGAGCGCUGCCUCCCUCCUUCCUCCUCCCCCCCACCCCCCGCCCUCGCCCGCAGCGCGACACACAAUACUCGCCGGAAACGGAAGCCGCGCCGAGGGGCUCGAGUCAGUGGAAGCCGGGUAUCGGCGGGCGGCCGCGGGAGAGCUUAGUCGUACCUGCAAAAGGCCGGAGGCCAGAGGCGGGCGUUGAGGAAAUGAUCUCCGUCUCUUCUGGAGUGGGAGCCGCGAGAGAGCUGCAUUCAAGAUGCAUGAUGAUGAAAUUACCAUUUAAUUGUGUCUGCAUUUCUUCUGGAAAAGAAGUUUUGAAUACACGCAAAUCUAGAACGAAGAGUCUCAAGAAGUAGUUAACAAGAUGGUUUCAGGCCCAAGAUGACACAUUUGGUGAAUUUUAGAAGACCACCCCUCCCUUUGAAGUUUUCCUAUGUUGCUGCACUGAGAAUGCAUCACUGUGUUCAGUCAGCUGGAUAAUGCACAUGGAGUUUGGAUGUUGCUGCCUGCUUUUGACUCUCAUAACAUAUCUACUCACCUGAAAACCCAGGAAUUUUCUGGGGUUGAUAUUCUGAUAUGUAUUUCAUCAAGCUUGGAUCUUCCACCCUCUGAGGAUGAUUUGUUACAGCCUCUGGCUGCAUGUACUUGUGGACGGAAGGUAUCUGACAAUGUCAGAGAACUCUGUUAGAGUUUUGUCUGUAGAUUCAAGGAUUGGCAUUUUUGCCUGAACAGACUGCUUAUGUUUAGUAAAGAAAAAGGGAGGGGUGGGGAGAGAGAUUGAUGGUUAUAGCCAAUAUUUGUUGUCCUCUUCUUGUCUAAUAAAGUAUUUUUAGCCCUG